GGGUUUGGGGUUGGUUAGGUUUGCUGCUGGAGGCUAACGCACUCUUGGAGGUAGUGACUGAGCAGUCGUCUCCCCCGAGCCCCUGAUGUCUCGUGUAUUGAUUUUUUCCCCUUUGGAGAGAUUUCCCCAGCUAUUGUCUUAGCCAAGGAGCUUCGUAUUUCGGUCUUGCUGUUAACGGUGUGUCGGGGAAGUUUGGUUUCACAAUGGAGUAUAAGGCCAUGUUAAGAAAACCAGAACUACUGGAUGGGUUAGGCGGUUUAUUGGAAGACCCAGAACCAACAGUAGUGAAGAGAAUCAUCCGUGUUUUUGCCAAUGUAUAUCGUCAUGCAGUCAGUUCUGUAGCAUCCGGGGAUCUGGAAAAGGCGACAUUCACAACAGCUUGGCCUGCCGUAAAGGGAGUAGCAGAGCAGAUUAUCAACAUGCUAGCAGGAGCUGAAAAUGAAGGAGUGAUUAUUCAUAUUGUAAGAUUUCUAGAAGCUGCGUUGGUAUCCCAUUUAGUAGCCGACCUUUCCAGUGUUCCUGAAAUUAUUUCAGAUGGAAUGUCUUUGGUUAACAAAGGCAUUGAUUGCUUGGUAAAGCUUCUCACUACGCCAUAUGUCGGAGGGUCUUCUUUCAUAGUAGCAACACGAGCAAUUAUUACAGUUGCAUGUUACAAGCCAGACAUCAGGGAAGAAGUUGUAGCACUUAUAGAGAAACAGAUAGGUUCACCACCCCCAACAUUAUUUGACCAUAAUGUGAGGUCACUGAACAAAAUACUACAGAGGAACUUGUUUCGUAUUUUAAGACGAACCAACUCUGUUCCAGUCAGAGGCCGUCUCAUCGAGAUGAUGGUCACUGUAGGUGUUCCUCGCAGAAUGCUUUCACAAUGGGCACCCCCUCAAGAAGGUCGUAAACGACCAGCACAGUUGCCCAAUAGUGAUGACAUCAUAUCUGGAAGAAAUUCUCCUCCCAACAAAAAACCAAGGCAUGAGAACAGUUCUGAUGAAGAAGGUGGAGUAACGCCACCAGUUGAUCCAAGAGAAUCAAAGGUUCCAAGAGACCCAAGAUUAUCGAAGGAGUUUGAAGACUUUGAAAGUAAUCAAACUCCAAAAGAUCCCCGAAUAGUUUUGCAAGCCAGAGACUCAUUAGAAGCAAGGAAUUCUAAAUCAGAGUCUCCGCCACCUGGGCACAGUCCACCUCCACAAUCCAGUUCCCUUGAACUAAGCCACCCAGAAUUACAUUCAUUGAGUAAAGAGAAACCUUCAAGCAAAGGAAGUUCGCCAUGUACAUCAGGGAGGUCAACUCCUGAAAGAAGCAGUGAGUUGAGCUAUAAGAGUACGAAGCCUACUGUAAACAGCAAUUUUGAAUUUUUGAAAAAUCUUAUCACAAGUACUAAAGCCUCUAAUGCAGCAAAGCCAUUUUUACAGAAAUGUUCAGAUAAAGAGAGGGCCCUCUAUGAACGCUUAGAUCAUCCACGUGUUGUGGAAGUGGUUUUAUAUUGCUUGGAGAGUGUCCCAGAAUCUCAUCCAGAUGAUUUGCUAUCCCAGCUUGGUUAUUCUGGAGGGGAUGUUAAUGGUAUUAGGGAACACUUGACUAGGACUUUGGCACCACAUGUCACAGAAGAGUUUAUCAAUAGUUUGACACCCCCUCAUGAAUCUAGCUCUUCACCAGUCACGAAUCCUGCAAAUUUGUCACGGCCCUCUUCGACAUCAUCUGCUUCGACUGCCUUCUCAUUUCGGUCUUCACCUCCCCCAUCUACACACCGAGAGUCUUCUCCCCCAUCUCCACCAUCAUCUAGUCGGUCUACACCUACAGACCCCAACCAGGUGUGUCUUUCUGAUACAGAUCUGCGGAAAUAUUUAGAUAAAGGCUUCAGUUCAGCUGGAGAUAUAGACAUGAGAACCUGCGAUCCCCGCAGACCUGUUCCCAGAGAUCCUAGAGCCUCCUUAGGUGAUUCUUCAAACUUGAGAAAUUCCCCUGAUCAUGUACUUAUGUCAUCUGAAUCCAAAAUUGGGAUGGAUCGUGAUGCCUUAGAAAGUCAUGGACGAACUUCUGAAACAGAGCAGAGGGUAUCAGUAGCACAGAAUGCAGUAAUGGAUCCUCGGAUGGCAGUUCCUGACCCUAGAAAACCCAUGGCUCCUGUCAGCGGAGUUGACCAUUCCAUGCCACAAUCUUUCUCAGACGCAAGAGAUCCAAGAGUAGGUAUGCCUCCAAACCAUAUGAAUGUAGAACACAACUUUAACAUGAGUUCCAGUUAUAGAAACAUGGGUAUUGGUCCAAGGAUGGGAAUGCCAAAUGGAUCGUUUGAUCCUAAUUAUCAUAAUAAAUUUGGAAUGCACUGCCAUAUGAACUACCAGGGCCCAAGGAUGGGCAAUGUGAUGCCAAAUAUGAAUUUUGGCAAGGGUCCCAUGGGUAAUAUGCCUGUGAACAUGAAUAACAGAAUGGGACCUAUGAACAACCAUGGGUUUGUUGGUCGACCUGGAAUUUUUGGUCCACCUCCACCGCCCAGGCCAAACCUUCCUAUGAAUAAUGGACCUUGGCAAAAUAUGCCUAUGCAUAAUAAUGGACAGAGGAUGUUUCCACAUGCGCCUCCAAUGCAUUUGUAACUUACAUCAGUUAUGGUAGGCUGUAAGUUUUUUGACGUAUCUGCAAAUUUCAGUUACCAAAGAUGAUUUCUCUAUAGCCAGGCAGAUUUACAUGCUCAAUCAAUUGUAUAUAUUGUAGUUGCAAUGGAAAUUAUAUAUUUAUUUUUUGUAUUUAAUUCUUAAGGGUGCCUACUUUAUUAAAAUGUGAUACUUAAAGUUUCUUGCAUUAUAAUGUGAUUGAUACACGUUUAUUUUAUGAGAAAUUUAGGAAACUGUCUUCCUACUUGAUGACUGUUAGAACUUCAUUAUCUAGUUUUCCUUACAUAAUAAAAGCUUGUCCUAUCAAACUGUAAAGUGUUUAGUUGUUAUAAGGAAGUCUUCCUCUUUUAUGUUUCAUAGUAAAAUUCAAGUAGUACUCCCAAUUGGGGGCGGUAUAACAGUAUUGUAUAUCUCAAAAAGGUAAAUGAUGAACAAAGGAUUGUUUUGAAUUUAAGAGUUGUAAAUAAACAGAAUGAUUGUAAAUACAAACUGAAAGCUGUGUAUUUAUGUAUGGAUGAUGUGUGUAAUGUACAGUUUUUUACAUUUUCUAAUAUAAAUUCAAAAUGUA
Molecule: messenger RNA, 3171 nt
Organism: Macrobrachium nipponense
Lineage: Eukaryota; Metazoa; Arthropoda; Malacostraca; Decapoda; Palaemonidae
Exons: 2
Coding region: 204-2585 (793 amino acids)
Cellular component (GO): mRNA cleavage and polyadenylation specificity factor complex
Source: RefSeq, a predicted model, not a curated record